CGCAGCAGAAGAAGAGGAGGCGUCUUUACGUACAACGUCACUGGAUGUUAUUAGUGCGUUGCGCGCGGGAGAUUUAGUUAUCAAACAGCGGAGUGUGAGGGAAAGCAGAAGACCAUGGCUAUGAGGAGCGAGGCCAGGGUGGAGGCAGAGGCAGAGGAGGAGGAAAACUUCGGGCCACAGCCUCUGUGCAGGCUGGAGCAGUGUGGAAUCAGUGCCAGUGACAUCAAGAAGCUGGAGGACGCAGGUUUCCACACCAUCGAGGCAGUGGCCUACGCUCCCAAGAAGGAGUUGCUCAACAUCAAGGGCAUCAGUGAGGCCAAGGCUGACAAGAUCCUAGCUGAAGCGGCCAAACUUGUGCCUAUGGGUUUCACCACAGCUACUGAGUUCCACCAGAGGAGGGCAGAGAUCAUCCAGAUCUCCACAGGCUCAAAGGAGCUGGACAAACUCCUGCAGGGUGGGAUUGAGACGGGCUCCAUCACAGAGAUGUUCGGAGAGUUUCGGACGGGGAAGACCCAGCUGUGCCACACGCUGGCUGUCACCUGUCAGCUGCCCAUUGAUCAGGGGGGCGGAGAAGGUAAAGCCAUGUACAUCGACACAGAGGGAACCUUCAGACCAGAGAGACUGCUCGCUGUAGCGGAGAGGUAUGGGCUGGUAGGCAGUGACGUUCUGGACAACGUGGCCUACGCCCGAGCCUUCAACACAGACCAUCAGACCCAGCUGCUGUACCAGGCCUCCGCCAUGAUGGCCGAGUCCAGGUAUGCUCUGCUGAUAGUGGACAGCGCCACAGCUCUGUACAGAACAGACUACUCGGGCAGAGGUGAGCUGUCGGCCAGACAGGGACACCUGGGACGCUUCCUGCGCAUGCUGCUGCGGCUGGCUGACGAGUUUGGUGUUGCUGUGGUGAUAACCAACCAGGUGGUAGCACAGGUGGAUGGGGCAGCCAUGUUUUCUGCAGAUCCCAAGAAACCAAUUGGAGGCAACAUUAUGGCUCACGCCUCCACCACACGCCUGUACCUGAGGAAAGGCCGAGGAGAGACGAGGAUCUGUAAAAUCUACGACUCGCCCUGCCUGCCAGAGGCUGAAGCCAUGUUUGCCAUCAAUGCUGAUGGAGUGGGCGACGCCAAGGACUGAGCCGCCAGAGCACAGAGCGCGGUGGGCGGUGUUGCCGUCACACCUGCGGACUCAUUCUUGGACUGAAGUGUUGUGUGUACUGCUGCCUCACACGAAGCCUCAGACUGAUAAUCCUGCUAAUCCAGAUGUGGAGGUCAGGGCUUGUAUGAUUUGGUUUGGUGCUGACUGAGGCAGACUCUGAGAUGGUCCUGGCCUUCUGGAGACCAGUGGUGCAUCAGUUUUCACACUGAAGCACACUGCACUCAGCUAAGGAAAGAGAGACGUUCUGCAGUUAUGAUACAGCAGCUCGUUAUUACCAGAUGCUGUGCUAUUAUGAUAGUUCAUAAUUACAGUCUCAUCAGAUCUCUACCAUGUACUUACAACAUCCAUAAAUAUGAAAGUUCAGUAAAAGGAAAUCUUUACCGUUAUAUUUACCAAAAAAUAUAACCUGACCAAAAGAUCUUUAUUACGUUAUCACUAAAAAAAGGUCUCUCAUAAUUCCAAGUUCUUAAUGACGUAAUUAUUAGAUCUUUAAUGUGUUAUGGGCCAAAAACACUAUUCCAACUAAUGAGCUCAUAAUUAUGAGAUAUGAAGUCAUAAUUACAGACGAGGUCUCAGUUCGUUUUCUUCGCUGAAUGCAGUGUGCCUCUUGUUUUAUCAGUUCUGCUGAUGUCUGACUUGUUUUCGGAGAAUACUGUAGAAACAUUAUUUUGCAGUGACGGCUCUCCUGUAAAGCCUUACUUUGGUCAUUUCUGGGAAGCAACGCCUCGUCUGUCACUACUGCUACGCCCCUUUGUUUGUUACACCGGAACCUUCUGUAUAUAAGCUUCAUUUGUUUUACUAUUAAAUUGAUGUCUCAUUUGUUAUCAUCAUGGAAAGCUUC
Molecule: messenger RNA, 1993 nt
Organism: Micropterus dolomieu (smallmouth bass)
Lineage: Eukaryota; Metazoa; Chordata; Actinopteri; Centrarchiformes; Centrarchidae
Gene: rad51
Product: RAD51 recombinase
Exons: 10
Coding region: 115-1131 (338 amino acids)
Biological process (GO): chromosome organization involved in meiotic cell cycle; DNA recombinase assembly; mitotic recombination
Cellular component (GO): condensed nuclear chromosome
Molecular function (GO): DNA strand exchange activity; ATP hydrolysis activity; ATP binding
Source: RefSeq, a predicted model, not a curated record